Messenger RNA from Gracilinanus agilis (Agile Gracile Mouse Opossum), 1085 nucleotides. RefSeq names its product C-C chemokine receptor type 3-like. The record is from RefSeq and is a predicted model, not a curated record. The annotation marks the transcript as partial. Lineage: Eukaryota; Metazoa; Chordata; Mammalia; Didelphimorphia; Didelphidae. Gene Ontology annotation, cellular component: membrane; cytoplasm. Gene Ontology annotation, biological process: inflammatory response; G protein-coupled receptor signaling pathway; positive regulation of monocyte chemotaxis. Gene Ontology annotation, molecular function: C-C chemokine receptor activity. The transcript has a single exon.
AACAUGGCAACAUGGCAACAUAUUCCAUGGACAUCAUGGACAUCAGUGAGGAAGCCACUACGUUUGACUAUGAUUUCUCAAUGCCAUGCCAAAAGAUGAACAUUAAGGAACUAGGAGCCAAGUUCCUGCCUCCACUGUACUCCUUCGUACUCAUUGUGGGUCUCCUGGGCAACAUCCUAGUGGUGCUGAUACUUACUAAGUACAAGAGAUUCAAGAGUAUGACCAACAUCUACCUCUUCAACUUGGCCAUCUCAGAUCUGCUCUUCCUGUUCACACUUCCCUUCUGGAUUGACUAUGCCAAGAAAAAUGACUGGGUUUUUGGGCAUACCAUGUGUAAGAUCCUCUCUGGCCUUUAUUACAUGGGCUUAUAUAGUGAAAUUUUUUUCAUUGUCUUGCUGACUAUUGACAGGUAUCUAGCUGUGGUCUAUGCCGUAUUUGCCCUGAAAGCCAGAACAGUCACUUUUGGCAUCUUCACCAGCAUAGUUACGUGGGGCUUGUCAGCACUGGCAGCUCUUCCCGAGGUCAUCUUUCACGAGUCCCAGGAGGACCUGGAGAAUCACAUAUGCAGCCCUCGUUACCCAGAGAACAAUGAAGCCACCUGGAAGCGUUUCCAGGCUCUGAGAAUGAACAUCUUGGGACUCGCUAUUCCAUUGGCCAUUAUGAUCAUCUGCUACACAGGAAUCAUCAAAAAACUUCUCAGAUGUCGGAAUGAGAAGAAAUAUAAGGCAGUCAAACUCAUCUUUGUCAUCAUGAUCGUCUUCUUUCUUUUCUGGGCGCCUUACAACCUCACCCUUCUUCUCACCGCUUUUCAAUCAUCUUUUUUCACGGCAGACUGCGAGAGAAGCAAACAACUGGACUUGGCCAUGCAGGUGACUGAAGUGAUUGCCUACACUCACUGUUGUGUCAACCCCGUGAUCUACGCCUUUGUUGGGGAGCGAUUUCGGAAAUACCUCUGUCUCUUUGUCCGCAGGCAUAUUGCAGUACACCUGUGCAAAUAUAUUCCGUUCCUUCCUGGUGAGAAACUGGAGCGGGUCAGCUCUAUUUCUCCAUCCACAGGGGAGCAAGAGCUCUCUGCUGCAUUUUAG